GCCACUAAGCUGGAGGGUAGGCCUAGACUACUUGUGUCCUGUUCAGCAAGUACUAAUCAUGGCAAAUGGGAUAUGAUUAAGAAGAAUAAUAAUAAUAAUUUAAGAGGUAGGACCCAUACAAUGAAUUUAAUUUUAUAAUAGAUUUUUUGUGCUAAUUUCAUUUGAGUUUUCUUUUUCUGUCAUACUUUCAAGAAUUAAUAAGAUGUCUAUUUCUUUUGAAUUUAGUAUUUGCCAAAUUUCCUUUUUCUUUUUGGACUAGUGAUUAUUAAAAUUUUCUUGUAAGCUAAGAAUACUAUCACUUCCCACUUGAAGCAUAGCCAAUAAGGGAGAUAUCAUCUCCACAACUUGGUUGCCAUUAUAUUCCAAUGUAAAUUUUGUUUUGUAGAAAUUUCAACUUUUCUUCCUUAAAUAUCUAAUUACUUUCAAUGGUUUUCUCCUAGUUAUAUAUCAUCAAAUUCCCAAAUUUUCAUUUCUUGUCUUUGUGUUCCUGAAAGAAAAAAAGAGAGAGAGAAUACUUCAAUUGUAAGAAUUAAAUGCAUGAUUGCCCACAUGAAAACUUUGGCAUUCUUUUUGUGUUAAUUAUUUGUUGAUAUUAAAAUUGCAUACAAAUUAUAAUAAGAAAUGGUUUGCAUUUGAAGCAAUCCACCCAACAAAAAUAAAAGAGAAAACAACUAAUGAAGCCAAGCUUCUUUGUCUUGGCCAACUACACUAAAUAUAAAGAUGCAAGGACCCAAUGAAACCAGAGAGGGACAUGGUUGAAAACAUUGCUCAAACAACUCCACCUCCACAUCCACAACAGUUUUAGUUGGCCUAUCAAUUUAUCCAAUACACAAAACCCUCUUUGUUCCUCUAAUCUAUCAUAGAGCAGAUAGGAUAGAAAGAGAGAAAAAGAAAAACCCACAAAUAAAAACCCAUUAGCGCCAAUCUCCCACUUCCUCUUCAAUGGAAGAUAGCCCAAAAAUUCCCAUGGAAACUGCAGGCAACAUCAUCAGAAGAUCAAUCUAUAUUUUCCUUCAAAAUUAUCAGCACUUUUCCACUAUUUCAGCCCUUCUUGCUUUCCCUUUCUCAGUCUCAAUUCUGCUCUCACAAGCCUUAAUCCCCUCAGCAUCUCUCUUUCCAACAGUAUACAAUCGCUUGCAGAAUCUCUUCAAUUCUGCAGGAUUCCCUCCCUCAUCAGAAUUCUUCAGCAUUCUCAAUCUCAAGCUCUCUCAAACAAUCUCUUCAUCCUUCUUCACACUACCCUUCAUCUUCACUUUCUUUCUUUUCUCCAAAGCAUCUGUGAUCCAAGCUCUUAAUCACCAUAAAUUACCAACUUCACCACCUUCAUUCUCUUCUUUUGUUUCCAUUUUUAAUCCUCUCCUCCUCACAUAUAUCUGCAACUCCAUAUUGAUCAUCUCUGCAAAUGCAACGGCCUUCUGUCUCUUAUUCCUUUCAUUUAACAUUCUUGAAGGAUUUGACUUCUCUUCUCGCAACAGCUUUCUUCUCCUCUCAGCUGUCGGAGUAGUUGUUUAUUCUGUUCUUCUCGGCAAUGCACUCGUAAUAGGCAACUUGUCGUUGGUAUUAUCCGGCACAGAAAGGUCCGGCGGAUACCUGGCGAUUCUCAAGGCCUGCGUAAUGAUUCGUGGAAGGGCUUCAACAGCACUGGCACUUGCCCUCCCUGUCAACUUAUCAAUGGCUGGGAUUGAAGCUCUGUUCCAGUAUCGUAUUGUGAGAGUUUCUCACAGAGGCCAAACACCCACCUCUUUGAUGGCUCUGGAGGGAAUUUUGAUCGCAUAUUUGUAUUCAAUCUUUGUUGUUCUUGAUACCAUUGCUACUGUCAUCUUCUUCAAAAGCUGCAAGGCGAGUUCUUGCACAGAUCAAGAAGGCAGGUACGCUUACAGGGUUGAAAUUGCAGAGGAAGACAAUGCUGGUUAUGUGAGCUUAAAGGUCUCGCAAGAGCUUCCAUAAAUUAUCACAAGGACAAGAUCAAGUUUUUCUUUUUUUAAUUGUUAUAAUCUCUCGAUUUUUAUUCAGGGAUUCAUAGAAAUUCGCUUUUCAGACCCUCAAGUGGAUAAUUUAUCAACAAGCCAGUUUCCUUCUAUCCAGGUCUCAAAUUCUUUUUUGUUUUUUCUGAACCUGUUCAUAUGUAGAAUUUGGAAACUGUCAAGUUAUGAAUCUAAAGUUCAAAUUAUUUAUUUA
Molecule: messenger RNA, 2178 nt
Organism: Manihot esculenta (cassava)
Lineage: Eukaryota; Viridiplantae; Streptophyta; Magnoliopsida; Malpighiales; Euphorbiaceae
Exons: 1
Coding region: 943-1947 (334 amino acids)
Source: RefSeq, a predicted model, not a curated record